AUGAACUACAGGCCUUUCCAUGGCCAGGGCCAGGGCCAGAGCCAACAAGGCUCACAGCAACCGCUGCCAGUGCCCGGCAUGAAUCCGCCUUCAUCUUAUAUGCCUGGUGGUUACCAGCAGUAUACGAACCCUCAACAGCAGCAGUUCUAUUCGAUGCCUCAACAGCAAGGCCAGCAGCAGCAACAGCAACAACAAACGUACCUUCAGCAGCAGCAGAUGGCGCAGUUCGGGGGCAUGCAAACGACUUUCCAGGGAUACGAUACAACCGGACAAGCGUAUGGGGGACACCAGAUGCAACCAGCUGCCGCGCAAUAUACGCCUCCAGCGAAUGUUUGGCAGCAGCAGCAGCAAUCUCCGGGUGGGCAGAACAUGCUGUACCAGCAGCAAUAUCAGCAACCGCAUCAUCAUCAACAGCAACAGCAACAGCAACAGCAACAGCAACAGCAGCAUAUGUACCAGCAGCACGUCGCGUCGCCUCAACAACACGUUCAACCGAGAAGGCAGUCUAGCCACGUCCCUUCACCGCAGCAAAUACCUUCUUCGAUACCCCAAAAUCAAGGAUAUUCACUCCCCCAGACGCCGCAACAACGGUCUCAACACCAGCAGUAUUCGCAGCAGCAUACGCCACAGCAACAAUACCAGCAGCAACAGCAGCACGCGCACUAUCAGCAGCAACCUCAGGUGACGGCUCCUCAGCCAUCACCGCAACCUGCACCAAAGCAGGUAGCCUCGCCGGCUCAGCCACAGGCUCGACAAGUAAAACAGAACCAGCAGCCACGCCAGGACCCGUCCAAACACCAGCAACAGACAAAUCGACAACCUGCGCAGGAAGCUAUAAUAAUAGAUGUAGAUGAGCCCGCAUCGGAGAUAGUUGCACAGCCUGUCCCGGAACCAACUCAGCAACAGCCAGUUGCGCAGCAAGAACCGGAGCAGAUGGUCUAUGUGAAUCUGCAAGACAUCCAAAAAAUGCCAUCGCUUCCAUCAGUAACCAUGGAUCAGACACAAGGCGUUCCUACAUCUCACACGGGGAAGACAGCGAACUGGGACGCGCAGUACGAAUCAGGCACUGUCAAGCCUAUGGACAUUAUGCUGAGCAGCCCACAAACUCAGCCUCUUCCGCCUCCUCAGCCAAAAGUGCAGGCAUCUCAUCACCAACACGCGCAGACACAACCUCAAAUCGCCACUCCCCGGGCAAAACCGAGCCCUCUCUCAUCCGUGGUCAACUCACCAGCGAUCAAUGCUCGCUCUCCGAGUAUUACCAAGAAAUCACCCGCAAGCACGCCAAAAAGUAGGCCCCUUGACACUGUUCAUCUCAUGGUGGCAGUGGCCGAAGAGUGCUUCGAUAAGGCCCGUGGUUCUGUACAUGAUGUUGCGAUGUCACUGAAUGCCACGCGGAUAGACGAGUAUCAGAAAUUGAUCUCGACAGGCCUGGCGUGUCUAGAGGCGUGUUUGCAAAGUAAUAGACUGUCUCCGCGCCAAGAAGCAAAGAUGCGGUUGAGAUACGCCACAGUAGUAUUAGAAGAGACAGAGAACCCUAUGGAAGCUGAGACGGCCGUCACAAAAGGCAUCUCUCUUUGCGGAAAGAAUGGCCUGGCCGAUCUCAAAUAUUGCAUGGAUUAUAUCAGGUUGAAGCUCCUGUUCCAGCGAAAUCACAAAGCAGCUUUGAAUGCGGCUGAUCGUCAAAUCGCUGACUGUGAAACCUACAAACACAUCCAAUGGGUUUAUGCUUUCAGACUAUUGAAGGCUUCAUUUUACAUGGAGCUUGGUCAAACAGCUGACGCCAGUGCACUGGAGAACAUUCGCUCUAUUCAAGUUACAGCUAGUUCUCGCGGCGACGAUGCCCUGAGUGUGUUUGCCUUCAUUCUUGAAGGUCUGGCACUUCUCAAGGCUUCCAAAGAUGGCAACUUUGAAAAAGUCCAGGCUUGUAUUGCUCAAGUAGCGAAGUAUCAGUGUGAACCAUCUAUUCAUAUCAUGCAACUCGAUAUCCUGACGCUACUUCUGGAUCUUGUCUGCACUAUCAAUCACUCUGGCAUGGAAUUGAUGCAUGAUAAGCUGAAAAUGCUUCAAGAUCGCAUGGAUGCCUGCACCGACUGGCAUAACACCAAGUCCGACUUUCUCAUUCCGGUCAAGAAGCAACCUUCUACUGGUCAUACUAUUAGUAGUGACACAGCGGGCAUCAUUCGAAGCGGUGAGGGUGUUCAACAAGAUUUUCUAGUCAUGUCAUUCAUGACCAAAGUCGAGUUGAAUUCCCUUGUGCUCACUUUGACAGGCCUCGUGAAUAUGCACAAGCCCAGCACAAAUGGUCCCCAAGGUCGACAAAGUCGACAGACAGUCGAUUUCUUAAAAGAAGGCGCGCACGUCCUGGAUACUUGGGACAAAGUGACAGCCGGGUAUAGAUAUGGGCCGUCCAUCUCGUUACAAGAUGCCAUUGCGCAGCGUGAGUGGCGGCUGGAAGCUCACUGCUACCUUACUAUCUUACUUGGCCUAUACGCAGCUAGUCAAUGUCGAUGGGACCUGGUAAAGCAGUACAUCGUGAAGCUUCAGGAUAUUAUGACUCCGUCUACACAGGGCAUCCUGCGUUUGCUGGCUAUCUACCUAUCGGGAGUGUUUGACCAAGGCACAGGAGAACUGGAUGCUGCUAUGAACACUUUCCAAAAGCCUGACUUUGACCUAAACCAGCGCGGAACUGGUGUCAAAGCCGCACAUCGCGAGUUAGCCAUGCUAGCUGGUUUGAACAGGCUUUGGAUUAUGCAGCAUCCUUCACACCGGGACGAUCGAGCUACACUUGAUCUGAUCGAAGAACUAAGGCCGUUGUGCCUGAGCCACCACAAUGUCGACCUACGGACUGCUUGGCAUAACGUUAUGGCAGCUAUCAGCACCGAACCACCUCAGCAGCUCAAUCAACAAAAGCAGCACAUACAGUCUGCGAUGGCCGGUUCCAAAUCCACUAAGAAUUUACUGGGCGCAGCCGUCACACUUGCUAUCAUGCGCAGCCGCUUAUUCGAGAACGUCGUUGGCGAUCAAGCCCUGAAAAGUGCCCUAGCGGCAGCCAAGCAGGCUCAUCGCAGUGGCAAUGUCUUGUGGCAGAGCGUCGCAGACGGUAUGCUUGCUCACUCUUAUGAAGUACAAGGCAAGGAAGAAGAAGCAGCGCAAGAAUGGACGAGGGCGACGAGGGAAGCCCAAGAUGCAUUUGCAGGAAGUUUCUGA
Fusarium tjaetaba is the source of this 3207-nucleotide messenger RNA. RefSeq names its product CYC8-general repressor of transcription. The record is from RefSeq and is a predicted model, not a curated record. Gene Ontology annotation, molecular function: double-stranded DNA binding. The transcript is spliced from 5 exons. Gene Ontology annotation, biological process: mitotic sister chromatid cohesion; maintenance of mitotic sister chromatid cohesion. Bases 1 to 3207 code for a protein of 1068 amino acids. Gene Ontology annotation, cellular component: chromatin; SMC loading complex. NCBI's taxonomy places the organism in Eukaryota, Fungi, Ascomycota, Sordariomycetes, Hypocreales, Nectriaceae.